GCGUCAUCUCCUAACCGAGGCGCCAAUGCUCCUCGGCUUAAAUCUGCCAUAACCGGCGGCUUGUCGUCCUCCGCUCCUAAGAAGACCAAAGGUCGCGGUUUCCGUGGCGAAGCCUCGACUGAGGCCGAACGCAACGCUCGUAUGUCCGGCCGCUUUGAUUCCCUUGACUCCGACGGUGGGCCCGGGCCCGAACGAUCAAUUGAAGGAUGGAUUGUUUUGGUUUCUGGAGUUCAUGAAGAGGCACAAGAGGAUGAUCUACAAAAUGCAUUUGGCGAAUUUGGGGAGAUUAAGAAUUUGCAUUUGAAUCUUGACCGGCGUACAGGAUUUGUCAAGGUGAUGUAAAUUUUCCCUUUGAGAUCACU
Messenger RNA from Olea europaea var. sylvestris, 362 nucleotides. RefSeq names its product RNA-binding protein Y14-like. NCBI's taxonomy places the organism in Eukaryota, Viridiplantae, Streptophyta, Magnoliopsida, Lamiales, Oleaceae. Gene Ontology annotation, biological process: RNA splicing. The annotation marks the transcript as partial. Gene Ontology annotation, molecular function: mRNA binding. The record is from RefSeq and is a predicted model, not a curated record. Gene Ontology annotation, cellular component: nucleus; cytoplasm; exon-exon junction complex. The transcript is spliced from 2 exons.